Molecule: messenger RNA, 1537 nt
Organism: Melitaea cinxia (Glanville fritillary)
Lineage: Eukaryota; Metazoa; Arthropoda; Insecta; Lepidoptera; Nymphalidae
Exons: 7
Coding region: 262-1080 (272 amino acids)
Cellular component (GO): plasma membrane
Source: RefSeq, a predicted model, not a curated record
CUUUCCCGCCCGACAUCAGACCGAUACGUUAGUUAGGCGCCUCCGCAGGCCUGGACGCACGCCUCUUUACUCUGUGACGCUUUAGUCGUUUAUCGAAACAACAUAUAAAUGUUUAAACUUUGAAGUGUUGGAAAGAAGAUAUAUAAAUAUGUAACAGUGUUCAGUCGUGAUUCAUAGUGAAAGAUGUUCGAUAGUCGAAAGUUCGUGGUAGCAGUACACAGAAAUUUAACGGCACUCGGAUAGUUCAACAGACAUCCAAACAUGGAGACUGACAAGAUGUCGACAGCCUCGUCGGUAGGCGCUGAACGACGACCACUGAUGCAAGCUUUAGUGAUCGAGAGACGAAUCCUAUUCGCCUGCACAAUAUUGAUAGGUCUCUGUACAUUUGUCUGGAUCACAGCCGUUUGUACGGAGAAAUGGGUUCACAUUGAAGGCGGUAAUGGUAUAUACUUACCAACCAGAGGUGGAUUCUUCAUGUGGAGUGAUUCGGGUGUCUGGGAAAUUUGUCGUUACAUUUUCCAACCUUUUGAAAAUCAAUUAAGGUACAACGCGACAUACAUGGCGACGCUUAACCCUUUUGAUAUAGGAGAUUUGAAGGGCGAAUAUUUCACUAAUUGUACCAAUUAUUUAUCGCAGCCUAUAAUGAAGAACGGCAAGCCGGCUGAUCCCGCAUAUGACAUCGACGUAGCUAAUUACGUCCGAACGAUGAUCUCUUUCGGCAUCAUCAGCCUUUUCGUUAUGGCUAUGGGGUGCGGGUUUUCCAUGUACACAUUUCGAAAUCCGCGUUAUAUGUUCAAACGCCUUGCAGCGGGUAUACACUUUAUAAGCACUUCGUGUACAUUCGUCGUGGUGCAAGUAAUGAUGUCUUCCGUGGAUCAUAUGAAGAAGAAUUUGAAAUUUGUUUAUCCAGAUCGUGCCUAUCAUUACUUCCACAUCAGCUUCUUUUUGGCGUGGUUCGUGGUUUUGGUAAACCUUUUCGCAGCUGCUUCGUUCCUCUGGUACUCACGUAAAAGGAAAGGUGACAAAGCAGCAACGGAUGAACUCGCGAUGGCCGAUGAACCAACAAUCAUCGGUCGAUGACGCUUCAAAUUAUACUCCAUGCGACCACUCUCACCGAAUGGACGUUUCUCCAAGUCUCUAAUGAACAGUGCUCAAUUGACCAAUAGCUGUAAAUGUUUUUGUUAUUUAUGUCUUCCAAACACAUUUAAAGCAAGAGCGGUUUAAAGCACUCCGCUGUAAAAUGCUCAAGUUCAAACAUCGCAAUAUGAAUUAUAUUGUCGAAUUCAACUCUUACAAUAUUAAAGUAUUUACGAAUGCACUGAUUAACCCACAACUUGUUUCUGUAUGCGCUAGCUAUCACUGUCUAUUUAUCUAAAUAUUAUUGUUUAGAUGUAAUAAACGUUAUUAUUUAUCGACGCGAUGUUUCAAUUUAAGUUUGUACUCUAUUGAAAAUUUUUGUACCGUUUUAAAGUACCUUUAUUCUGAAAUUUGCUACAUUUGUUUACGCCUUGUUAAUCUUAUAAGCGUCGGAUGUAUU